UAAGUUUUGCGAGGUUGGGUUUUUUUUUUUCCUUUUUUUUUUCUGAGUGUUGUAUGUGGCAAAAAAAGAGAAAAGUUACUGUCGAGCCAAAUAAUUCAGGCGCUCCGCAGGAAGGAGGCGGGAGAAGAGAAGGAAAAAGUUGCUUUUGUUGCUAGCGAGCUUUUGCUGUCUUGAUGUGACUACGGGCAAGCGACUGCACAGAGGGCCGGCGUGCGAGUACCGGCAGCGCGGCUUCCCGCCUCCUCACGCCGGCAGGCUUGCGAGCGGCCCGCGGCUCCGAGUCCCGCGGCUCGGGCUCCGCCGCUCCACUCCCUCCGCCCGCAGCGGCGUGUCAGCGUCCGUGCCGCUCUGCCCGUCCCGGGCCCACCCGGGGUGCGCGGGGGCGGCUCCCGGCGGUCCCCUCCGCCGGUUGCCAUGGUGCCGCGGCCCGGCGUGCUGUGGGCAGUGGCGGCGGCAGCGGCACUGGCGCUGCUGGUACGGCGGGCGGCGGCGGCGCUGGCGGGGCCGGUGGUCCGCUGUGAGCCUUGCGACGCGCGGGCGCAGCAGCAGUGCAAGCCCCUGCAGCCUGACUGCACCGAACGGGUACGGGAGCCGGGCUGCGGCUGCUGCCUCACCUGCGCCCUGGGCCCGGGGCAGCCCUGCGGCAUCUACACGGAGCGCUGCGGCGCGGGGCUCAGCUGUCAGCCGUGGCGGGAAGAGGCGCGGCCGCUGCAGGCGCUGCUCGAGGGCCGCGGACUCUGCAACAACGCUACGGCGGGAAGCAAGCUGCGGGCCUUCCUGCUGCCGGGACCGCAUGCUGCAGGAAAUUUCAGCGCUUCAGAGGAAGACAGUAGUACCAGCAGCAUUGAAAAUCAGGCCAUUCCAAACUCUCACAGGGUGCCAGAUUCCAAGUCACAUCCACCACACAUCAAAGUAGAUAUCAUCAGGAAAGUGCAAGCUAAAGAUACACAACGCUAUAAAGUUGAGUAUGAUUCGCAGAGGACGGAUACAUUGAAUUUCUCUUCUGAAUCCAAACAAGGGACUGAAUAUGGUCCAUGUCGUAGAGAAAUGGAAGACACUUUAAACCACCUAAAGAUACUGAAUGUCUUGAGUCCCAGGGGCUUUCAUAUUCCAAAUUGUGACAAGAAGGGAUUUUACAAGAAAAAGCAAUGUCGCCCAUCUAAAGGCCGAAAAAGAGGUUAUUGCUGGUGUGUGGAUAAAUAUGGCCAGCCACUUCCUGGGUAUGAUGGAAAGGGAAAUGGAGAUGUCCACUGCUAUAACUUGGAAAGCAAAUGAGGGCUGGGUGCCAGCUCUUCUGGCAUCUGUGCAUGGCCACUGGACCUCACAGAGACCUUGGAGGGGCUGGGCAAACACUGUGGGACUGCACUGUGUGUGGAGUAACAAUCUCUGCCUCCUGCAGCAGAUGGGGAGUUGCAGCUUCUGUGGAUGUUACUGCAACUGCACCCUGCCACCGACACACAUCAAGCUUCCUAUGGAUGUGUAGGGAGCUCUGAAUUCCCAUGUAAACCUGCACUAUUGAUACCCAGGGAGAGAAAAACAAAAGGCACUUCAGAAUGGAAUCAGGGAGUCUCCACUGACUUUUUAAAGAAUUGCCUGUGACCAAUUUGAUCCCAAAAGAUUUUGGCUUUUUUAUUUUAAAGAAUUUAUAAACAUUAAGCUUGUAAAAGUAUUGAAAAGAAAAACAAAACCAAAAAACCUGCAAGGAUUUAAAGGUAAAGCUUUUUUUACAUGUCUGAUGGGAAACUUGUCUUCACGGGUAAAAAGUUUUAUAAAAAUCUCAAAGAACUUUUAAAAGAAAUGUAUUUUUAAGAUAAAGACAUGGCUAUUUUUUUCUGUAAAAUAUAUUAUAAAUAUUCUGUUAGUCCGUAUUUAAUAUAAUUUUUUAAAAUAAACUUUAUUUAAAUGUAACGUGAAUACCAAAUAUUACACAGUAAUUCUUAUGUAUACAUGUGUAUGCAAAGAGAAAGUAAGGUUAUGGAAUGAUUUACAAAUAUGUUUAAGUCUCUGUGCAUAUACACUGACCCGUUCCAGGUAAAAGAAAUGAUUUUUUGGAGCAAAGGAAGUGUUUCAAGAAGGGAUUGAGUUUUAUUGUUUGAUAUAACUACAAAUGCCAAGAUAAUAUUUUAUUUAAAUUAUUUUAUUGAUAAUUCUAAUGUACCCAUCACUGAAUUAUGCCACUGGAAAGGAUAGCAAUUGUACUGAAGCUCUUGGUAAAGCUUUCACCUGUCUGUACAUUGCUUCAAUUUGUGCAACAGGGCUUACAUUUCUUCCAUUUACUGCUCACACUAAUAUAGAAUAUUCAUUGACAAAAAAUUGCCAUUACAGUACUCCUCUUUGUAUUUGUUUAUUUAUUGUGAAAAGGUGUAUCUAUUCUGUGUUGUCUUGGUACAUUCUACCAAAGCACUUACUCUGUAUGAGGAACUCCUGUUGAAAACAAUGUCAACAAGAUGGGGGGAUUUUGGACCCUGGGUGUUGAGACCCAUGGGUUUCAUUUAUGUGACACACAAUUGUUGCUUGCUUUGACUAUGGUAGAAAUCAUUUGCCUGCAUCUAAGCAUAGAAAAAGAAUCAUUGGGUUUUAAUAGUUAAAUUCACAAUGUGCCAUGGUGUUAUAUGUGUUUUUAUUGGAAGAGAUUUGGUUUUGUUGUGGUAUAUGAUGCUUUCAUCAUGUAAGGAAGACUUUGGCAACAUUUUUUUUUUGAGGCUGAUUCUUUAAUGUACUUUGUGAAAAAUUCUGUAUGACAAUGAAAUUUGGAUAAGGAAAGGUGGCCUGUGAAAUGUAUCAUCUCUCUGGAAAAUAAUGCUAUAUUUUGUAUAUGUAUUUAUUUAUAUAUUUUAGAUAAAUAUUUUAUAUAUUUAUAUAAAUAUAUAUUCUUAUAUGUCUCACUGUAAAUGUUUGAUGUCACUUUGAUGUAGAAAAAAGAAGCCAUCAACACUGUAAUUUCUUGUUGGGUUGGGAACUUCAUGAAGACUAUGGACAUUGGGUUUUCACCUGCUGGGGCUAGGCACUGUGUUGAUGGAGGAGAGGCUGUGGUGCUGAGGAGCCCAUUCCUCUCCCACUGCAUGAAUUACAACCAUCCUUGUUCCUGCCAGCAAAUUUCUGUCUAAUGAAAUGAGUUCAUAUCAUUAAAACUGAAAUUUUAUAAUCUCAUGGUAAGAAAAAAGUUGUACAUGAAAUUAUGUUUACUCCAGGUGAAUACAGGUUUCCUGACACAUGGUUACAGAAAGCUUUGUGAGAUGAAGAUUUAUUGCAAUAUUUUUAUUGCUAAAGCAGAUCUAAUGCCUGCAAAGAUAUGUUGGCAAAAUAAUAAAUGCUGGGCUUUUAUUUAUUUUUUUAAAGAGUUUUAAACCAGUUCUUUUCAAAUAAUGUCACAGAGAGAGAAAAAAGUUGUAUAUACACCAAUAUUUGGGCAUAUAAUCAUAGAUAAGAAAAUAAGGGUUUGAUUCAUUGAAGUGAGUUAUUAUUUUGCCUCUAUUUUUUAAAAUAACUAUAUGGUGAGCCUUCUGAAAACAAAAAUCAGUUUCUUGUCAAAAGUGAUAGAUGUUUUGCAAGGCACAUUUUGCAAGUAUGUAUGGUGUUUUAACAGCCUGUGAUAGGCUUGAUGAUUCGGGUAUUUUGUCAAGUAUUUUAAUUUUUUAUGUUUUAUCCUACAAUUAAAAACAAAUAAAUAUAGAAGAAACUGGCUAGUAGAGGUCAUUAAGCCAUGUAUUAUGAAAAAACCCCAAACAAGCUAGAUCUCAAGGAGUUAAAAAAAAAAAAAAAAGUGUGUAAAUCGGUUUUAUUUUGCUUCCAACAGACGUCUUUAAAAGAGAAAUAGUGUUUAAUAACAGCCCUAAAAAUAAAGUCUCACCUGUCACUCAAAGCUGCAUCCUUUUUAGAAGUUGCCUUUUAAAUAUUUUUUAAAACCACAGUUCCUUGCACUAGUAGGAUAUUUGCCAUUGUCAAUCUGACACUGGUAUGAAAUGCAAAAUAACAUUAUUAUCUGUCUCCAAAAAGAUAGCUUUUUUAAAUGAAAUAAUCAAUGGUGGCUUUUUUUUUUUUUUUUUUUUUUUCUUUUCUUUUAGCAUUCCUAUUUCUGUGAAGAAAAAGGUCCAAUUCAAUAGACAAGAGUACUUGUCAUUCAAAGAUUUUUCUCAUGGCUAGGAAUGUAUGGGUCGAUAUCAGUUCAGAGGAAGACUAAAUACCUCCAGGUACAAAGCUGUAGUGAGUGGAAAUUAAACCAAUGCAUUAGAAAAAUCCCUUAUGUCUUGGUGCCUUCACUGUCUUCAGCUUCAGGAUUUUUUAAGUGAACACCAAUUUUUUUCUAGUUUUUAAUAAGGUCUUUCAAGAAACUAAGGUGGUCUGAGAUAAUAUUAAGAAGCUUCAGGAAAAAAAAUUAUAACUUACAACAUUAUUUGCACCUCAAUUAUUUGCAUGGCAAGGCAUUAUAAAAUAUCAAAAUAUGUAUUGCAAAACUUGCUGAUUUCUUCUUGAGCAUGUUUUAUCUCUAGACAGUACAUGGGUACCAUAUGUAGCCCAGAUUAAUGUUGUAAGUAUUUAUUUUAGCAAAUAUGAUAAAUAGCUGCAUAAAUCCCUAUAAUUGACCAGAAUACAAAGCUGCCUGCAGAUGGCUCUAUUAUCUUAUAAACUCUGAGAAAGUUCCCUUUUUAAAUAGAUCUACUGUGCUAUAGUUUUUGUAGCCCAGAAUAUCCUUUUCCAUCUCUUUGACUGCCUUUCAGGGCAUAGUGUUAGCUAUUUGUGUACGAAAGAAGGAGGCUUCAAUUAAUACCAAAACCACGGUACUAAUUAAUUUUUAAUACAAUUAAUUUUUGACUAAAUUCCAUAGAAAUAUUACACAGCAUAAUUCCUUAUUGAACUGAGCCCUAAAUUUAAGUAGCGUUUUUUCAAGCUAUUUGGGAAAUCAUCUUUGUAUAUCUUUAGUCACUCUAAAACUGUGUAAGCAAAGAUGGCUCCAUAGAGAUUUCACAUAUUAGCAAUAGGAAUUUUAUUUAAAGUAUGAAAAGUACUGAGCAAUUUUCCUGGAUAUGAAAGCAUAUUAGUAUACAAAAUGAAAUGUUUAUGAAGCUGUUUUCUCUAUGGUCCUGCUGUGCCUUUAGAAAUCCUUCAAUUUAUUAAUUUCUACCAGAAUAAUAUGCUUGCUUCCUCAUUACAAAGGACUCCUUUUUCUUUCUGAACUCUCACUUUUUUUUUUUUUUCUGAGAGAGCCAAAAAUAAGAUCCAAAAUGUAUAUAUCAGAAUAUUCCAAGGACAAGAAUUCUGUGAUCAGUAUCGGUAAUGGCUUCAUUUGCAAGCAUGAAAAAUAGGUUCAAGGCCUUUAAAAGAGAAGUCUUUUGGUACGUCCAGUGGACCUGGGUAUUUUGGAGUCUCCAUCCUUGGAGAUGCUCAAAAGCCAUCUGGACACAGUCCCAGGCAACCAUUCCCUGCUUGAACAGGGAGGGAUGCACCAGGUCACUUCCAGAGAUCCCUUCCAACCUCAACCAUCCUUUGAGCCUAUGGGCAUAUGAGCUUAUCAGUAACAGUUUGGUGUCCCAAGUUCCAGCAUGAUUGUUGACAUUAUGCAGUGUAUUGAUUGAGAAGAAGUUACAACAAUUUUGCCCAAAGGAAAAUUUUCUGGUAAAAUAGCAAGUAGUACAAAUUUGUUGUUCAUCAGAAGUUUUAGUUUUAAACCUCUUAAUUUUAUUUACUUCUUCCAGUUCAGAUUUUGCAGAAGUAGAAGCAUAUAUACCAGCCUUAGAGAAAAUCCCAUUGAAAAAAACUUCCUUUUUUCUUUUACCCCCUGUACAUAGGUAAAAAAAUGCAAAUUACUAAAAGGCAGAAUGUUACUGCUGAAAAAGGUAUUAGCAAAAGCAGAGAGUUAUGCUGCAAAUCUCAGUUUAUCCUUGCAGAAUUCAUGUCCUGCUGCUGUAUGCAUCCUGGCGUUCAACUUCUGACCUAUCCAAAUUCCUUAAGAGCCUUUCUCUGUCAAGGCUAAUUUUACCCCACUGCUCUCUUCAUGAGUGGGGAUGGAAAGAAAGGUAACAAAAUUAUCUCUGCAGAACAAAGCUGAGGUUUCAUGCAGCAAAAUUGCUUAAUCUGAAAAGCUCCUAAAAAAUGUCACUGAGAAGGACUGCUUCCCAUUGCCACUUGUAGUAAUGCCUUCCAAAAGUGGAAGGACUUGCUUACAAGAGCCAGGUUGAGAUUGCAUUUGCCUCACUCCUUGCAACUGGAGAGCACAGGCUAUUUUUGCCCGCUUAUGCCAUAUCAAGACUAUUCUAGGUGAAACUUGUUCCCAAUGUCUGCUAUGUAUCAUGUAAUUUGCACUCAAUAAAAAAGACCUAACUGA
Molecule: messenger RNA, 6322 nt
Organism: Taeniopygia guttata (zebra finch)
Lineage: Eukaryota; Metazoa; Chordata; Aves; Passeriformes; Estrildidae
Gene: IGFBP3
Product: insulin like growth factor binding protein 3
Biological process (GO): regulation of insulin-like growth factor receptor signaling pathway
Cellular component (GO): extracellular region
Molecular function (GO): insulin-like growth factor II binding; insulin-like growth factor I binding; fibronectin binding
Source: RefSeq, a predicted model, not a curated record